AGCCAGCGCCCUGAGUCGGCGCCGGACAUGUGCGUGCGUGUGGCGUAAGACGUCGGAUGAGGAGGCGGGCUUUCUGGCUCUGUCCGAAGCCAUUUCCGUCAGGAGCCGGAAGUCCGUCCUGGAUUGCAUCGGGGGAGGCCUGUUCGUGGGCCUGAAACCUGGGGCUGCUGGUCCUCCCGCGCCCGCAGGUUGCCUCAUGGUGCGGGCCGCGGCAGCCAGCCCCCGUGCGGAUUGGCGGCGCUAAGGCGCCGGGGCAGCGCGCGACAUGUCGUCGGGCCUCCGCGCCUCCGUCUUCCCCCGCUGGAAGCGCCACAUCUCGGAGGAGUUGAGGCGCCGGGACCGGCUGCAGAGGCAGGCGUUCGAAGAGAUCAUCCUGCAGUAUAACAAGUUGCUGGAAAAGUCAGAUCUUCAUUCAGUGCUGGCCCAUAAGCUACAAGCUGAAAAGCAUGACAUACCAAACAGGCAUGAGAUAAGUCCUGGACAUGAUGGUGCAUGGAAUGAUAGUCAGCUGCAAGAAAUGGCCCAGCUGAGGAUUAAACACCAAGAAGAACUGACUGAAUUACACAAGAAACGUGGGGAGUUAGCUCAGUUGGUGAUUGACCUGAAUAACCAAAUGCAGCAGAAGGACAAGGAGAUGCAGAUGAAUGAAGCCAAAAUUGCAGAAUGCUUGCAGACCAUCUCUGAUCUCGAGACCGAGUGCCUGGAACUACGCACUAAGCUUCAGGACCUUGAAAGAGCCAACCAGACCCUGAAGGAUGAAUAUGAUGCCCUGCAGAUCACUUUCACUGCCCUGGAGGAGAAACUGAGGAAGACUACUGAGGAGAACCAGGAGCUGGUCACCAGAUGGAUGGCUGAGAAGGCCCAGGAAGCUAAUCGCUUAAAUGCGGAGAAUGAGAAGGAUUCGAGGAGGCGGCAAGCCCGGCUGCAGAAGGAGCUCGCAGAAGCAGCAAAGGAACCUCUCCCAGCUGAGCAGGAUGAUGACAUUGAAGUCCUUGUGGAUGAAACCUCCGAUCACGCUGAGGAGGCCUCUCCGGUGCGGGCCGUCAGCAGAGCAGCCGCUAAGCGACUCUCGCAGCCUGCUGGAGGCCUUCUGGAUUCUAUCACUAAUAUCUUUGGGAGGCGCUCUGUGUCUUCCUUUCCAGUUCCCCAGGAUAACGUGGAUACUCAUCCUGGCUCUAGUAAAGAAGUGAGGGUGCCAACGACUGCAAUGUGUGUCUUCGACGCUCAUGAUGGGGAGGUUAAUGCUGUGCAGUUCAGUCCGGGUUCCCGGCUCCUGGCCACGGGAGGCAUGGAUCGGAGGGUGAAGCUCUGGGAAGUGUUCGGAGACAAAUGUGAGUUCAAGGGCUCCCUGUCUGGCAGUAAUGCAGGAAUUACAAGCAUUGAAUUCGAUAGUGCUGGAUCUUACCUCUUAGCAGCGUCAAAUGAUUUUGCAAGCCGCAUCUGGACUGUGGAUGACUAUCGGUUACGGCAUACACUCACGGGACACAGCGGCAAAGUGCUGUCUGCCAAGUUCCUGCUGGACAAUGCGCGUAUUGUUUCUGGAAGUCACGACCGGACCCUCAAACUCUGGGAUCUACGCAGCAAAGUCUGCAUAAAGACGGUAUUUGCCGGAUCCAGCUGCAAUGAUAUUGUCUGCACAGAGCAGUGUGUGAUGAGUGGACAUUUUGACAAGAAAAUUCGUUUCUGGGACAUCCGAUCAGAGAGUAUUGUCCGAGAGAUGGAGCUCUUGGGAAAGAUUACUGCCCUGGACUUAAACCCAGAAAGAACUGAACUCCUCAGCUGCUCCCGAGAUGACCUGCUAAAAAUUAUUGACCUACGAAUAAAUGCCGUCAGACAGACAUUCAGCGCGCCGGGCUUCAAGUGCGGCUCCGACUGGACGAGAGUUGUGUUCAGCCCUGACGGCAGUUACGUGGCAGCAGGAUCGGCCGAGGGCUCCCUCUACAUCUGGAGCGUGCUCUCCGGGAAAGUGGAGAAGGUCCUUUCAAAGCAUCACAGCUCAGCGAUCAACGCCGUGGCCUGGUCGCCUGCCGGCUCCCAUGUCGUCAGCGUGGACAAAGGAAGCAAAGCUGUGCUGUGGUCAGAGUACUGAGGGCACCUCGUCAGGAGAGAGCGGAUCAGAAGCUGGAGGGGCACGCGGGCCCCACGGCUCUGUCCUGGCAGGUGGCGCCUGGACUGUGGCUUUGACCUCCAGAGAAGAGCUCGAGCCGUGGGGCGCAGUAGCCUGCCUUGGAGCAGGGCUCCCGAGGGUCGUGGCUGAGGUCCCGUGGCCUGAAAGAGUAACACUGAGAAAAACCUGAUGCUGCGGUCGCUCAGCAGAGGUUCAGGUUCUUGCCUUGAUUCAAGUGGGAAACACUACUGGCUCUGAUCUUGCAUACCUCAGUGGGGGGAGGGCAGGCACCUGCGGGCUUCUUCCCUGGGCAGCGGUGCCGCAGACGCCCCCUGCACCGGGUGUUGCUUCUCCCCUGUGCUUUCUCCCGUCCUUCCAAAGUCGGUUCUGGCCUGAUGAAGGUCCUGUCACCUUGGGGUCAUUUUCCCGGGGAACUUGCUUUAAUCAUGGAUUAACAGAAACCCAGGUGGGAUUGCCCCUGCCCUCAGGUAGCCCACGGGGACGGUGGGACUGUGGUCCCCCUGCUGGCCUGUGUCUUUACUACGAGGCUCUUACUCUGAUCUCACCUGAUCACAGUUGGAAUUUCCUUAGGUCUCCUAAACUGUUCUUAGAAAGCAACUGUUCUUCAAAACUCCUUCCUCCCUCCCCUCCCCCCCAGUUCUACAUAUCUAUCUCUUGGUCAAGGAAUAAAUCUCAAUUUGGUUUAAAAAAAAAAAAAUUGGCAGUGGGUAGGAGAAGAAGUGCACAACCCUUUUUCCAGAGAAGCGGGUGAGCUGCAGGAAUAAAGACUGUAUUCCCGGAUCAUCUGUAGCUUCUCAGAAGGUGGGCCGCCCCCUUCUUCCCGGCUGUGCUGGGGUUACAGUUGCCGGUGGUGUGGGAUUGGAGGCCUCCAGUGUAUUACCCUGGAGCCAGUAGUUCCGGGUCGCUGCCCCUUUGCCAAGCCUAUGUGCAAUACCCCCUCGGUGCUUUAGUGCAGGAAGCCCAUUCCAGGAAGCAUGGGAAUGCCGUCUUUCGAUUUCGGGACUUGCGAGUAAGGCCGGGAAGAAACUGGCCUAUGCAUUUUUUUUUUAAACGUUUAUCUUUACCAUCUUACUCGUUUAUAAAAUUCUAGUUCCUUGAGUGACUGAAACACCAAUAUUUUUAUCACUUACUCAUUCGCACUUUAAUUUUCUUCCUUCCAGACUUGUUCUCUGGACAUCUGUGGGAGCGAGGGCUAGAGCAGGGCGAGGACGGGCUGCGCGCUCCCUCUGAUGGUGUUGGCGGCUCUGUUCUCGCCUUUCCCCUGCCCUCGCCUCCCCUUUUCAGUUUGCUGUUCAGGGAACUCGUGCUGAGGGGAGUUGAAAUUCACAGGCCAGGGCAUGUCUUUUAUUUAUUUAAUUAUGUUGCCCAACAGAACUUGAUUGUAAAUAAAAAAGAAAUCUGUUAUGUACUUUUCACACUC
Molecule: messenger RNA, 3548 nt
Organism: Aethalodelphis obliquidens (Pacific white-sided dolphin)
Lineage: Eukaryota; Metazoa; Chordata; Mammalia; Artiodactyla; Delphinidae
Gene: ATG16L1
Product: autophagy related 16 like 1
Exons: 18
Coding region: 266-2089 (607 amino acids)
Biological process (GO): autophagosome assembly
Cellular component (GO): autophagosome membrane; Atg12-Atg5-Atg16 complex; phagophore assembly site membrane
Molecular function (GO): protein-membrane adaptor activity; protein binding
Source: RefSeq, a predicted model, not a curated record